Molecule: messenger RNA, 3440 nt
Organism: Pectinophora gossypiella (pink bollworm)
Lineage: Eukaryota; Metazoa; Arthropoda; Insecta; Lepidoptera; Gelechiidae
Exons: 7
Coding region: 121-1071 (316 amino acids)
Cellular component (GO): membrane
Molecular function (GO): phosphatidylinositol bisphosphate binding
Source: RefSeq, a predicted model, not a curated record
AGUUCAGUCGAUGCAUAAUCAAUCACCUCACAGUAUGAACACAACCUCCCAACAAUCAACCGUCUACUUCUCUUAACACAAUUAUUUUUUUUUCAACAAAACUAGCACGGAACAAAAAAUAUGGAGUGUCUACCAGAAAAUGAGAUCUUGGAAUUUCAACCUGACACACUUUUGGAAGUGAGAAAGAUGUUUAAUAUGGAAAAGCCCCAGGAGAUGAAUGAAGCUAUCGACAUUCUGGAAACCUGGGUCCAGCAGCAGAAUCACUUUGUGAAAAAGGAUUUCAGCAGAGAUUAUUUGGAAAGGAUGAUCAUAACAGCCAAAGGCUCUGUUGAAAGAGCCAAGGGUCGUCUGGAUAAGCUCUGCACAUUUAGAACCUUGAUGCCGUACUUUUUCGAAAACUAUGACGUCAGACGUGACUUCAAGGACAUUCAUGAUGCAGGCAUCCUCUAUUCGCCUCUUCCGAAAAUGACAAAGGAUUAUGAAAGAAUAUUCUUUAUCAAAAAUCCUGGUAAAUCGUUCACUACUCCACAGCUGCUUAAUGGUUUUAAAAUUUGUGCUCUGAUGUCAGAGUAUUUGAAGGCUCACGACUAUGCAGCCAGCUAUAGAUUCGUUGCGGAUUUGAGAGAGAUUAACAUCACUGAGUUUAUGACCAAAGUUGGCAUUAUGGACUUCAGGAACCUCAUGACUUUGCUUACGGAAGGAUAUGGCAUGAGAUUAUCAGGGAUACACUUGAUGACGGAGUACAAAUUUAUCGAAACUUUCGUGGCAUUAUUAAGAUCAGUCAUGAGUGAAAAAAUUGGAGGAAGAAUUCGUGUUCAUAGGACUGUGGAAUCUGUUUAUGAAUUUGCUCCAAAGGAAGUUUUACCUAAAGAGUAUGGCGAAGGAGGUGAAGACAGAACUUUGGAUGAAAUUCAUGAAAAAUGGAUGCAGGUACUGAGUACGAAGGAGUUUACUGAAUAUCUUCGAGGCAUGAACGCGGCUAAUACUGAUGAGUCACUCAGACAGACAGACAAGUUCAAUGAUCAGUAUAUGGGGAUGCCUGGCACCUUCAGAACACUUCGAGUGGAUUAGGGAUUUAAUGGUGCUAACUCCUGUAAACACCAUCUAAUUUUAUUUUAAGUUAUACCUGUCAUUUUCUUAUCCGCCGAAAAGGAAAGGGACGAGUAAUCGACAAGUCUAAAAUUUAUGGAGCGCAUGUCAAUUUUAAGCACAAAUCUAAAAUAACCCUACUAAAAUUUGCAUUGGCUAAUAACCCGACAGAAUCAAGUUGACAGUACACGUCAAACGGUUUGCAUACCAGCGAGAUACCUUUUGUUUCGCCCGGGCUAUUCAUUUAUUUACUCAUUCUUCCUAAAAUUAGGAGGUGUCUACGGGAAUCGGGGCCAUUUUGUCAUUUCUGUUUUUUUUUAAUCUGUUUAACAUAACAUAAACCAAUAUUUCAUUGCCCACACGGCAAAUACUGCCCCCGCGGAACAAUUAUAUCUACGUAGUUAAACGUCCUGAGGCUAUUAUUGGUCGAAGCCCUGUGCCGCGGGGGCAGGGUCCAAAAACAAAAGGGCAUUAAAGAGUGCAAUAGGCGAACUUAUUGAUAAAUAGCAAUAUCUUUCAGGCAACCAACAAAGAGGAGAGCCUAAUAAACUGCUACUACUUUGGGUUUAAUAAUGUAGGUACCUAUAAGCUGGUUGUAAAUAAAAAUGGAAUACAUUAUUUUUUGAAGUGGAUUUAAAAUAAUUACGUAUUUGUAUUUUUAUUAGAUUUCGGUGUAGGUAGGAUCUUGAAAUAAAAAUUAUUUUUAAGAAUAAAAUCAAUAAAAUAAUAAUUAUUUUUAUUAAUUUAUAAAUAAUUAUUAUUUUAUUUAUUUAUUUAUUUCUAUUAUGUUUUCUUUUUUCUAAUUAAAGCAAUUCCAUGGUCUCUGAUGUGAUAAAAUAUAUUUAUUAUGUUUUUUUUUACAACAUUUAAUGUAGAUUACCUGUGAAAGCCACCAUUCAGAAAGUAUUUUGACCCAACAUAUAACAACAAUACAAUCUGUAUCCUCGAUAGGGUAGGCAGAGAUGCAUAGUAUACAGGUUGUUAGUAAUAUCGCAUCGAAAACUUUAAGGUGAUUAUUCGGACCAUGAUUCUGAGUUGAUAUCAAGUGGAAUUCCGUCGCAAAAGUGUAGAUCUGAAAAUAAUUUUAAAAAAUCAUGAAUUUCCACUUGAUAUCAACUUAGAAUCAUGGUCUGAGUCAUCCCCUUCAGUAUUCGUUACGAUGUCACUAACACCCUGUAUACACCCACUCUUCGCCAGCUUUGUUUAAGUCCCGUGUAAUAGGCGGCGAGUCAUUAUGUGGAAUAUAGAAGAUAAGUAUUUUUACGAUAUGGAAUUUGUCAAAACUAGUAUGUAAUACCUCUAUAAUAAUGUCAAAUGCAAUAGGUAUGCUAAGAGUCCUCAUCAUUUAUUUUUUGUGUUACCUGUAAGUAUUAAUAAAGAAAAAAAAAGAAGAAAAACGUAUCUAUCUUCAUCUGUGUGAAUUUGUUUUGUAUGUUGUGUGCAAUAAAGUAUAUUUGAUUUGAUUUGAUUUGAUUUGAAGAAAAACGUUUGAAAUUUUUCAUAAACGGUCACGGGCAUCAAUAUGUAUACACUUUGGUACCAUGUCACAUUAACUUUUUUGACAAAUUGAACUGUAAGUCUCACUAAAUGUCAAAUGUGUUAGUGCGACAGAGUCCUAAAGUGUAUACAUUAUAUUGCUCAUGACUGUACCUAGUAUUAAACAGAACGACUAGGUAGUUCAGUACAAUCGGUGAUUAAAUUUCAAUAAUGAUAACAUUUUACAAUAGCUUUAAUGCGCUGUACGAAUUUGGUCUGUCUGUCAAGUUACAUAAGCGAUGUACAGUCAUAUAAUGUACCCACUUUGGGACUCUGUCGCACUAACAUAUUUGACAUUUAGUGAGACUUACAUUUCAAUUUGUCAAAAAAUUUAAUGUGACAUGGUACCAAAGUGUAUACAUAUUAAUGCUCGUGGCCGUAUUUAUCAGUCUAGAUUGAGCCGAUCCAUUAUUUUCUAUUUGAUAUUUUGAUAAUAAAAAAUAUAAAAUUGUCUUGUCAAUUCGUGCGCCGUUUAAUGAAUAUCUACGUGUCUUUAUCAUGUAAGUAAAGAAAAAAAAUCAUGACAGGAAGAUCAUCGGGUUCAAUCAAGGCCGUAUUACAAAGAUGAUUAAGUCACGCUAUGUAAUUUAAAAAUAUAGUAUAUCAGGGGAAAUAAUUAUUUCUGACAACUUAAUUGAAUUCAGACUAGGUAAGUGGAGUUGAUUUUGUUAUCCUUCUUAUGUUGAGGAAGCGAGUGAAGUUACAAUGCAAUUCUUAUUAUGUAAAUAACUUGAAAUAUAAAAAAAAAUAAACUUGUUUUUUUAAUACCUAUUAUAAAGAAGAAGAGCCAGUGAAACAAUUGAACACGAUCAAGG